AUGAGAUUUAUCCCAGAAUGCAAUAGCAGUGCGCUGUGCGCAGCCGCAGUGGCGAAGGCGACACUUGGAGCACUCAUUCCGUCUCGGCUUUUUCCUUACAUUUUUUUAUUAUUCUCCCUGAUACUCUCUUUCUGUCACUCUCGUCGCACGUAUCCACCCGCUCUCUAUUUACCACUACAUUUUUUCGCAUCUUUUCUCGUUUUCCUUACUUCAAAACAAUUUAUUUAUUAUACCCUUUCUUUUUUCCUACUCUCUUUUCUUCUGCUUUCCACAACAAUAAUAUUCAAUCCUUCCGUACUUUAUAAAGGCAAUCUUAUUUCUGUUUUUUACGGGAAUCUCACCUUACUCACUCCGUCUUUUGUGCGCUAUCUCUCUCCCCUCCUCUAUAUCUCUUUUUUUCUCUCUCUCUCCUCUCCCUCUAUCUCUUUUUCUCUCUCUCUUUAUCUCUCUUCAAGAAAGUGUUUGUUAAAAGCUAUCGGACUGACGCACAUAGGCAGUGAGCGAGUAAACGCGUCGGGCAACGAACGAGAAGACUAA
This is a messenger RNA of Acanthosepion pharaonis, 537 nucleotides long. NCBI's taxonomy places the organism in Eukaryota, Metazoa, Mollusca, Cephalopoda, Sepiida, Sepiidae. The record is from the annotation of a GenBank genome assembly.